AUGACAACAAAAGAAGAGGACAAGAGACCUUGGAACGAGAUAUACCAAAGACUUCUCAAACUAAAAAAGAAAAUGGAACUCAAAGAGAAAUCUCCAUCUUCCAAAGCUUACAAUUUCCGGAUGUAUGACAUCGUGUUGGAUCGACAGACACCAAGUAAAGCAACAAAAGAAAUGGUAGGAGCAUUACAAGUUAAUUCAAUCUUUUACGUUAAGGGAGAUCCCAAGACACUUAUCAACAUGGCAAUGCAAUUAUUUUCUGGACUGAAUGAAUCGACCAAAGAUGAGGGAAAUUUUAAAUUCUUAUCCCCAAGAAUCGCCCCUCUGAUGCCAGAUAAAAUGCCCACCUCCAAAUCAAUCCUCUCACCUACACUAUUAUCCUUUUACGAUGAUAAUAAUACUAUCGCUUCAAUUCCAUCUAUCCUAAAACUAUCGAAUAUCGGAGAUAAAGAGAAGAAUGAAAUCAUGACCUUGCUCAUGCAGAUGUCUGGUACGACAAAUGCUAUCGAAGAAGCGACAAAUGUUUUAAAGGAGCUAAACUUUAUGGGUAAGUCGGAAUGAAUUUGAGUUUUAGUCAUUUGUAGACAUCUCUGACGAACUCAACGAUGUAAAUACCAGGAUAAAUACAGUAUACGAUGGAUUAAAAAGUAGCUUUAAUCGUCGGCAGAAACGAGAUCUCGAUAAGAGCGGAUUCACAUUUAUGGACAAACAACAAUUGGAUCACAUGUACAAUAAUAAAGGUAAUUAGUUAUACAUAUCAUCGAUUAUUUUUAGAAUUUAAAUUUCCAAAAGAUAGUCUUGACUUUGAAGAUUAUCUCUCUCUAGAAUACGAUCAGAAAACCGAAGCCUUGUGGAACAGUAUUGAAAGGAUUGCUUUAGAAGAAAGUGUUGUGAGUUCGUGCCUUCAUUGAAAUCUAUAUAACCAAUAAUUUAUAGGAAGAUUACAAACUCAGACUUAGACGACGGAGACGUGCUCUUGGCUUGGCCAAUGCCUUCUCUGCAGUUGUCCUCGGCCCUUAUAUGUUCGCCCCUUCAUUUGGUCUGACAAUCCUUGGCCCAGUUAUUCUCUCCCCCAAUAUAUUCUCCCCAGCUAUUCUCAACCCGUCCAUCCUUAGUCCUUAUAUCUUAUCCCCAGCUAUAGGGUUGACCAAUAUCUUAUCCCCUUAUGUUUUAUCUCCAAUGAUUCUGAAUCCGGUGCUGUUGGCUCCUCUUAUUUUAUCGCCUUACGUCCUCAGUCCAAAUAUUUUGACUCCAAACUUAUUGAGUCCGCUCAUCCUCAGUCCGUUAGUACUGUCACCUGAUAUCCUAUCGCCUGGAGGACUUGGUGGAGCUGUUUUAAGUCCAGCUGUAGCGUCACCCGCAAUAUUAACAGAGUCCUUUCUUAUGGCCACAAUAUUAUCGCCGACUAUUUUCUCUUAA
Bursaphelenchus xylophilus (pine wood nematode) is the source of this 1416-nucleotide messenger RNA. NCBI's taxonomy places the organism in Eukaryota, Metazoa, Nematoda, Chromadorea, Rhabditida, Aphelenchoididae. The record is from the annotation of a GenBank genome assembly.